Messenger RNA from Protopolystoma xenopodis, 882 nucleotides. Lineage: Eukaryota; Metazoa; Platyhelminthes; Monogenea; Polystomatidea; Polystomatidae. The record is from the annotation of a GenBank genome assembly.
AUGACUAGGAUUUCUACUAGAAAUAGGAAUGGUGGAGGCUCUUCAGAUAAAGUUUCGGAUGAGCAUCUAGUUAUAGAUAUGGUAGAGAAACUAAAAAGUCAAGGAAUGUUUGAUAGAAUUCGAAAACAAUGUCUCGAAGAAGCAACUCGUAUACCUCAAUACAAAGAACUUCUGAUAAAAGUGGAUACCCUCGCUAAAAAUUUUCUUGAUAGCUGUAAUUGGUCGGAGAAUUUGGCUAAGAUUGAAUUAAGAGAGGAGUUAAGGCGGAACAUUUCGGCGGAUGAUACUCUAUCGCAUGGAAUAACCGAGAUAGUCGAGAAGCUUGUCAAAGCAAGGAUGCCUAAAGAGUUUGACUCACUAGCACAAAAGGUUGUUUAUGAGGGACUCGGAGGAAAUUAUGAGUCAUGGCGCGCUCGUCGGGCUCAACGAGAUCGCGAUAGAUCACGCACUACUUCGAGGGGACAACUGCAGUCUCAGAGUUCUGCGAAAUCUCCCAUAACACCAAAGGGUUUAACAGAGCCUCUUGUUAAUAAUUUUUUAUUUCCUCCUCCUCGAUUAUUUUUACCCACGAGUUCAUCAGCUCCUCUUCAGACCUCUUUGCCAAAUACUCUAUCCUCUACCCAGACUUUCCUUCCUGCACAUUUGCCUAAUUUUCCCCUCCCACCCAUGAGUAUGGUUUAUCCCUCUGUCCCACUAGCUUCUAAUGUGAUCAAUACCCAAUCAGCAGCUGAUGAAGAUGUCUCCAGAUCAAAACCUCAGGCAUCUGCUCAGGCUUCUAGUGGUGAUGUGGAAAUCACCGUCGAAGAGACUACUCAGUGUGACGAUGAAAUGGAAAUAGGUUGCUACGUCUACUUGUCUCGUGCUUUAUUAAAUUAUCUUUAA